Messenger RNA from Nicotiana attenuata, 669 nucleotides. RefSeq lists its product as uncharacterized. The record is from RefSeq and is a predicted model, not a curated record. NCBI's taxonomy places the organism in Eukaryota, Viridiplantae, Streptophyta, Magnoliopsida, Solanales, Solanaceae. Bases 1 to 669 code for a protein of 222 amino acids. The transcript has a single exon.
AUGUACAAAGAUCUUAGCAAGCAAAGAUACGAGACCCUUAAGGACCUCCCCAUCCUCCAAAUCGAGCUGAAAAAAGCUCAAAAGGAGGCAACGUCAGUGAAACGGGAGCAUGCCGUUCUGGUCGAAAAGGUAAGGGAAUUUGAGAUUAAUAACGAGAGGCUAAGUGCAGCUGCUAACUUCGCAACCUCGCAGGUCCAAGAGAAUAUAGAACUGAUCGACCAGCUCCAGGCCGAGAUGAACGAGGUCAAAGCCUCGACCGAGGCGUUGAGGAGCAAGAUGGAUCUUCUAGUCUCGGAAAAGGAGGCUACUAAAGAGGAUUUGGCAUCAUCCAAGGACCAACUCAGGGUGAUGAAGGAUAAAGCCGACAAGUGGUCUCGGCUGAAUGAUGAGCUCCAAGCACAAUUGGACUCGGCCAUUUCGGAACGGGAUGCCCUCGGCCAAGAGUACACCGGGUUGAAGUCCAAGUUGGUGGCAGCUUCGAACGAUUCCUUCGAGGUCCAGGAUAUGCUGCCCCAAUACAAAAAUAACGUGGAGAUAGUCGAGGCCCAUUUAAUAACAAAGGACGAGUAUGUAAAGUGGCUAUCCCGGAAGGAGACCCUUGAGGAUAUUCACGCCCGGGGGUUCGAUCUAUCGGCCGAGAUCGAAGAGGCUCGAGGCCGAGGCCAAUGA